UGCCUAAGGCUGAUUUAUAUGGAACAACUCUCCAUUACCACUAUGAAAGCGAGGCCAAACUAUUUGGUCCGGCAGAGGAAAUAUUUCACAUCUCCGCUGAUGUAGAUGUGGAGUAUAUUGGAGAUGGCUUUGGAAACUACCUUGAUAACAACGCAUCGUCCUUCCUCAUGUUUAUGCGCAAUGUUUUUGUGCAAGUGAUAAAGGGAAAUGGCACGACCUCCCAGUCCGAGGCUCCCCUGUCUGCUGACGACCUGUAUGACCAGCCUACCUGGUUUGUUCAACUGGGGAACGGAACUAUUGCCGAGGCUAGGUUUACCAAGAAAGAUUUAGGAAAUACAGAUGUCAUGAAUUUUAAGCGCUCCAUUUUAUCGGUACUUCAAACGAAUUUGGUGCGUGACAAAGAAAAUGUCAUAGAGACGGACGUCAUGGGGAAACACAACUCACGCUACAUGUCAACAGAGCUGCAGUUUGGGGAAAUAGAAAUUAAGAAGCAUUUUUCCUCCAAGGACAUCUAUGCGGAGGAUAAUACUGACUUGGACACCGACGAAGUGGACAUCGAGACAGAUGAAGUCCAGCGUGUUAGUGGAGGUAUACUGACCAGCGUCUCCGGACACGUACAGGUGUUUGACAAACCCGAAGAUCAGGAUGAGUCUAUCACCCCUGAGGAAGGGGGUAAUAUUGAUCUUGGGGCAUAUUUGACCUCUAACGUGACCUUCACGUUGACCUUGCGUAAGCACGUAAAGCGUUCCGUUAAAAGCGUUCAAAGAAUGGAAGCGGCAGUUAACGCUCAAUUCCAGAAACGAUCCUUGAUCGGAGAAUAUGACCAGGUGUCUGGUGUGUACCAAAGAUGGACUAUUCUGAGGAAAAAGUUCGAUGAAGAAGAUAAGCUAGGUCAAGCUGUGACAAACUUUAUGAAAGAUCCAACAGAUACGUCAAAAUUACACGAAGUGAACGAAAUCCUGUCCUUGGAAAAUGAACUCGGGAUGGCACACAACAACGCAACUUCUGCAGCCGCCAACAAGCCGGCCUUGGUUAAGCAACUGAUACAAGUUACAAAAGAGAUGGUUUCCAAGUGUUCAACAAAUUGGGAAAUUUGCAAAGAAAUUUUGGACCUUUACAUCACCGCUGGCGGCAAAGAAGCCGAAAAGACACUGUCCAGUUUGGUCCAGUAUCACCCCCUUGCUGCCGACCAAAAACAGGAACUUGUACAGAAGCUGUCCUUUAUUGCCAAACCCACAAACCACAUCUUAACCACAGUCAAGACACUCUGGAACACGCUGUCCUCUCAACGUGAUCCAUCCCAAAGUCACGUCAUACUUACCCUCGGCUCCCUCGCCUCGAAGGAACCUACCAGCGCUGGUUUCCAGUCAGAGUUGGUGGAUCUUCUUCGACGACAUCUUCAAUCAGGCGACAAAAAUAACAACACGGAGCAAAUCAGUGACGCUCUUGAGGCUAUAGGUAACUUUGGAGACAACAGACUAACAUCGGAUGUAUUGGCAAUUGCUAAAAAGGAAGGACAAGUGGAAGAGAUAGAGAUAGGCUGUAUCCACGCUCUGAGAGGAAACUUCCACGUUGAGUUGGUUCUGAAAUGGCUAGUAGAUUUGUUGACUCGUCCAACAUCUAGCUGUGAAGUACGUGAAGCUGCUGUUGUGACCAUCAAAGGCGAACUUGCCUACAGAAAGGUUCUGGAUACCAAAAACAAGGCAUGGCCUAAUUCUGGUCAAACAGAGGUGGACAGAAUUCUUCUCAAUGCACUUCUUACGGCAGAUAUAAGAUAUGAGUGCGCAUUUUCAGAUAUUAAGGAGUACCUCCAACUUAAAGGGGUGCCCUUUGGUGAUCUUAUUGAGACUGUUGAGACGGUGAAUUCCACGCGCACUAAAAGAGGAGUUGACCAUGUUAGUUGCAGUUCUUGGAGCACCCACGGUUCACGGUAUUCAGAAUUGUUAAGUUCAUCGCAGUUCUCAAGCGAUAACAGCAAAUACCCGGAAAACAAGCACUGUCUAUCCCACAUCAGGUACGGUCCCUCGAAAGUAAAUAUCUAUAUCAAGUCUGGUGUGUUUGCUGGUAGAAAUAGAAGACGAAGAUACUGUAAAGUGUACGGCAAAUCAUUUGCCAAACUCAAAGUUUUCUCCAAACGGUUUGCACUUGCAACCGCAAUAGCCUAUCGUUAUAAAACUAGCAAAACUAGAACAAGGGUCUAUCUCAAAGUCUACGGGAAGAUUGUGAUAAACAUAUACACACCUGGCUCGGUGAAGAGAAACUUUCCAGUUUACCAACCACCACCUAAAUCCAUCAACGUGUUCAGCUUUUUCAUCUACGUCGCUAAAGUCUCCGUUACCAUUACCUUGGCCCCUAGAGUGGACUUUCGUGUCAGGGCAGGCUUUUGUGCUCGGUCAUCUGAUCCCUGCUCCCACUGUCUGACGAUGACUCUGAAAGCAAGUGCCCGAAUUUCUGGCGGUGGCUCAGCUAAUUUGCUUUCACUGGCUCGCGGUGGGAUUGACAUCGGCGUUACCCUCAAUUACUUAGUUGAAGGAGAGGCGAAGCUCUAUCCGAGACUUUGUGUCUCGCUCUACCACGGCCACGACCCCAUGAAGAUUAACGUUGAAGCUUGGUAUCAACUGAGAACUAAGAUUAAGAUAAAAGGUUGGAGAUUCUGGAAGUGGAGAUGGACCUGGGGGAAAAGAAAGACUUGGAGUCCGUCGUCUCUGUCUUGGAAGCUGGGAAGCUCUAAAAGAAAACGCAUUGCUAGAACGGGCAGUUGCUAGACACGUUGGCUUAGAGUUCCCCACUAAGUUUUAAUAUACUACUGAGUGUAUAAUUUACUUGCGUGUAAGUGGAUAAUUUUGGAUAUUUACAAUUGUGCAUAUGCGUGCAUCAAAUUCUUUUUCACAUCAAAGACUAGAUAUAAUUACAACUGCAACUAGGUUUUACGUAGUACAUGUAAUAUUAUGAGACCCAAAUCAUGCAUUUUAUGUAUUUUAUGUAGUUUCCUAUAAAUGGUACCCGUGGUAAAUUUUUCCACAACCUAUUUCAUUUCAUUUGAUUUGCUGGUUUUCAUCAUUUAUUUAUUUAUUUAUUAUCUUCAGUUAAAUAGAUCUUUACCUUAUCUUAUUAUUUAUUAAUUGGGUAACUAAUGAUUAUUUUAUUAUUGGUUAUUUUCAGUAUUUUUGUUCAUGAUAAAUAAGCACGUUCGUUCUCGAAGAAAAGUAUAUGGACCACAUGGUACAAUAUUUUUUCGGAUUUUCUUUUAAAUAAUUAUUCAGAAUAAUAUCGUAUAAAAUUCUUUAACGUUAGUGACUUAUUAAAGUGGGGAAGGUUUGAAUAAUUGUUUAGUAGCUUAUAUCUAUCAGUUUGGAGAGUAUCUUUCCGUCAGUAAUUUUCAUUUGUAUUUAUUCAGAUUUUAUUGAUUUUCUCUUUUGUUUGGCUGUAAUUGUUAUUAUGACAGAUUACAAUAAAUGCUCUAGCUU
Molecule: messenger RNA, 3467 nt
Organism: Lingula anatina
Lineage: Eukaryota; Metazoa; Brachiopoda; Lingulata; Lingulida; Lingulidae
Biological process (GO): lipid transport
Molecular function (GO): lipid carrier activity
Source: RefSeq, a predicted model, not a curated record